Dryobates pubescens (Downy woodpecker) is the source of this 1540-nucleotide messenger RNA. RefSeq names its product transmembrane protein 248 (gene TMEM248). The record is from RefSeq and is a predicted model, not a curated record. Bases 271 to 1212 code for a protein of 313 amino acids. The transcript has 7 exons. Lineage: Eukaryota; Metazoa; Chordata; Aves; Piciformes; Picidae.
AGAGGUCACGGCUGCGUCCCGGAAGCAGCGGGAGGCGGCGGCGGAGGAGGAGGCGGAGGCGGGUGUCCGGGCAGCUGCGCCGGCAGCGGCCUCUUCCCCCUCAUCCCGUCCGGCCCCCUCCCCGUAGCCCCGGUCAGGGCAGGAGGAUGGUGCAGAGCCCGCCCGCACGGCAGCCUCGCCGCCUGUGAGCUCAGCCGCUGCCUCCGGGCCUCGACCCGCCCGGCCCGGGGGCCUCUUCCCCGCUUCGGGCGCCGGUGAACAAUCAGAAUAAUGUUCAACAUAAACCUGUUGGAGAACCUGAAGGUCUACAUCAGCAGUCGACCUCCACUUGUGGUCUUUAUGAUCAGUGUGAGUGCUAUGGCAAUAGCUUUUCUCACCCUGGGUUACUUCUUCAAAAUCAAGGAGAUCAAGUCACCAGAAAUGACAGAGGACUGGAACACUUUCCUCCUGAGGUUUAACGAUUUGGACUUCUGUAUAUCUGAGAAUGAAACCUUAAAGCAUCUCAUCAACGACACCACGACCCCGGAGAGCACCGUGACGAGCGGGCAGGCAAGGUCAACGCAGUCCCCACAGACCCUGGAGGACUCUGGCCCCAUAAACAUCUCUGUUACAAUCACUCUGACGCUGGACCCACUGCGACCCUUCGGGGGGUACUCUCGCAAUGUCACACAUCUCAGUUCCACCAUUUUUGGGCACCAAAUUGGGCUUUCAGGCAGAGAAUCCCACGAGGAGAUCAAUAUCACAUUCACCCUGCCAGCUGCCUGGAAUUCAGAUGACUGUGUUCUUCAUGGCCACUGCGAGCAGGUCGUCUUCACGACCUGCAUGACUGUGACAGCAGCCAGCAAUGUAUUUCCUGUCACAGUUCAGCCACCACAUUGUGUUCCCGAAACAUACAGCAAUGCCACGCUUUGGUACAAGAUCUUCACCACAGCAAGGGACUCUAACACAAAAUAUGCACAGGAUUAUAACCCCUUCUGGUGUUACAAAGGAGCAAUUGGGAAAGUGUACCAUGCUUUAAACCCCAAGCUAACUGUUAUAGUUCCAGAUGAUGAUCGCUCCCUCAUCAAUCUGCAUCUCAUGCAUACCAGUUACUUUCUUUUUGUGAUGGUGAUCACAAUGUUCUGCUAUGCAGUCAUUAAAGGCAGACCAACCAAACUGAGGCAAAGCAACACAGAAUUCUGCUCUGAAAAGGUGGCUUUGUCGGAAGCCUGAGAACCCCAACCCUCGGAUGACUGCGAACCGUUGAACCAUUGCCUGCUGAGCCCGGAACGGGCCCUAACAACUCUGUGAAUACAAUUAUCUUGCAACGUUGGUUUAUUCCAACCAAAGACAUUUCAAGUGCCUGUAAUUGAUUUGUACAUAUUUAUAAAGGUAUAUUCAGAGUAGGCCAGGUGACGACGCCCUCGCCCCGCGGCGCAGCGCGGCCGGAAACCUUCAGUCUUUCCCUGUGGACAUAGCCGAAUGUUUGUGUAGAUAUGUUUAGUGAUAUGGCUACAUAGAGCAAAGAUACUAUUAUUAUUAUUGUUAUUAUUUUUGGGGG